GAAAUGUUAGUUGGACCUACAUUAUUGAUGACAACCCGUGUUAUCAUCGGAUUUUCAUUGGUCGUUUCAUGCAUACUACACACUACUAGUGAAGCCAACUAUGACCGCACUGAGAGACGACUUUCUUAUCGGUCGGUAUUAUAUGUGUGGGCUGGUCAGGAUCCCUCUGUCCCUAAUGCAGCCGACUUUGUUGCUGUAAUUGAUUUCAACGAAAGAUCUCCUACGUACGGAUCUAUUCUACGCGUCGUACCACUUGUAUCGAAUCCAUCUACUGGAGUUGGACAAGCAAAUAAUGAGCCUCACCAUUCCAGCACUUCCUGGAGUGGACGAUAUUACAUAACUGGAGGCCUACUGAGUUUCCUAUCUAAACAGAAGGAGAUAUUCGUGUGGAAAAUUCCUCUAAAUCCAUUGCUUGGUCCACAGUUCGUGUGUGGUGUCGAUGCUCCUGGCUCAGCAUGUGUAGACGAGUUUCAACCCUACGGUCCAAAUUCAUUUCUUGUUAGUAUGAUGUGUGACGAAAGCGCAGGUUCGCCGGGAGAUAUGGUGAUUGUUAAUGCGGUUACUUGUACUGCCAAAUCUUUCUUAAGGAAUAGGGGAGAAUUGCAAAAUUUCAAUCCUCACGGGUACGGUCGACUGGCUAACGGCUCUGUUUUAACCGCAGAUUACAUCGUUCCAAUAACCCUAACUGAACCUGAUGCGUCGAAAAUUGUAUUUCAAAGUACCGUCAGACACUUCUACCCUGACGGUAGCUUGCAACGUACUUACAAUUUUCAAAUUCCUCCUGGACACAUAACUGGACUCGGAGAAGGCAUCGGCUUUAUGGAACUCAAAGCAAUUCCAAAUGAUUUUCUUGGCCGUGCGUACGCAUGUGGAACUAAUACGAACUAUAUCUAUCUAGUAACGCCUGGUAUUCCGGAACCAGUGCCUGUGCUCGAUGCGUCUGUAGUGAACGGGCACAAUGUACGGCCCAGCGCUGGAAUCGUAUCAAUGUUUCCUUCCGGAAAGCAUGCCCUAAUGACGUUCCAAAUGCGAUUCAUUAUGUUAAUGGACAUUUCGAUGCCGGAAAGUCCGAAAAUUCUGUACACAUUCGAUUUUUGUACGGACAGUUCCAUUGCUGGUAUGCCUAUUCGCGUUCCCGGAUCGAAUGCUACGACAACGUUUCCUGAAUUCUGUGCGGCAAAUUCUAAUAUCGUCGGCACACAUGUCAUCAUACAUCCGCCGGGCGAAAAACGAUUCGUCGUUUUGAAUUAUUUUCUAAAGUUUGGCUUGGCACAAUUUGCGGGUACAAGAUCCGUGCACGCAUUUAUACUCAAUCCGAAUUUGAGCGACUUUUCAUAUGAUCAUCGAUUCAAUCCCAAUUAUUCCGGCAGUGAUUCACGUACAACAUUUUUCUCACUUCAAGCAUAUCCCCAUCAUGCACAAUAUUAUAGGGUGUAGGAGUGGUGCGUUAUCCCCAUUUUGUAACUUUAUUUAUUAAAUAAUUCUUUUUGAGCAGAAUGAAAAUGUU
This is a messenger RNA of Bradysia coprophila, 1507 nucleotides long. RefSeq lists its product as uncharacterized. Lineage: Eukaryota; Metazoa; Arthropoda; Insecta; Diptera; Sciaridae. The record is from RefSeq and is a predicted model, not a curated record.